This is a messenger RNA of Ostreococcus lucimarinus CCE9901, 396 nucleotides long. RefSeq lists its product with no specific name. Lineage: Eukaryota; Viridiplantae; Chlorophyta; Mamiellophyceae; Mamiellales; Bathycoccaceae. Gene Ontology annotation, biological process: negative regulation of transcription by RNA polymerase II; chromatin remodeling; RNA polymerase II preinitiation complex assembly. The record is from RefSeq and is a predicted model, not a curated record. The transcript has a single exon. Gene Ontology annotation, molecular function: protein heterodimerization activity; core promoter sequence-specific DNA binding; TBP-class protein binding. The annotation marks the transcript as partial. Gene Ontology annotation, cellular component: negative cofactor 2 complex.
AGCGACGAUGAGCUGCAGCUCCCGCGCGCGACGCUGCACAAGAUGAUCAACGACGCGCUGCGCGCGAUCGACGCGAAUCAGAAAAUCUCAAACGAGUGUCGCGAGAUGGUGUGCGAGUGCGGGGAUGAAUUCGUGAACGCGGUGAGCGCGGAGGCGAACGAGGCGUCGACGCGAGAGGGAAAGUCGACGAUAACGGCGGAGCACGUGCUGCGAGCGCUGCGAGCGCUGGGGUUCGAGUCGUACGAGGCUGAGUGCGAAAUCGCGCGCGACGAGGCGAAGGAGGAGGAAAACGAAAAGCGCGAGGCGAAGAAGAAGAGGAAGCGGAUCGACAUGAGCGCGGAGGACGCGAUGGCGCUGCAGAAUAAAUUGUUCGCGGAGGCUCGAGCGAAGAUGGCG